Hylaeus anthracinus is the source of this 3449-nucleotide messenger RNA. It is a transcript of the gene hfp, whose product is annotated as poly(U)-binding-splicing factor half pint. Gene Ontology annotation, molecular function: RNA binding. Gene Ontology annotation, cellular component: precatalytic spliceosome; catalytic step 2 spliceosome. The coding region runs from base 1465 to 2997 and encodes 510 amino acids. The record is from RefSeq and is a predicted model, not a curated record. The transcript is spliced from 12 exons. Gene Ontology annotation, biological process: regulation of alternative mRNA splicing, via spliceosome; mRNA splice site recognition; alternative mRNA splicing, via spliceosome. Lineage: Eukaryota; Metazoa; Arthropoda; Insecta; Hymenoptera; Colletidae.
UUGUAAAUGUUGUAUGGCCUAUACUUAUAGCACUUCCGUAAGGGCAAGCUUCGGAUCGCUUCGGACGGGAUAAUGAACGGAGCAAUGGCUAUGGCACCAGCGUCCCAGAACAAUGCAGAGCCACCGAACAAGAAGCUCAGAAUAGAAGAUGUUACAGCGGAGAGACAGUACAGAAUCUGUGGCCUACGACUGAGCUGUGAUCAUGAGCGUGCGCCAAACAAAGAAAGAGAAUGCUACAUUCGUUGAACAGAACAAAUCAGAGUUUUGCAAACUCCACUGACACAGCAUCUAUUGUCGAGUACCAAAAACGAUGCGUAUUUUAGAUAGAUUUGUGCGUCGCCUCAAUCUCGGAUAGUUUGCGCACAACCAUCAUUGCUCAGCCCAGAACACGGUUAGCCGUUAAUCAAACGAUCGAACAAAGUUAACAUUCUUAAUUCGUGAAACUGCAAAAGUCGUUAAAGAGAAAAAGAAGCGUUUCAACGUGUUCUGAUUUCUGUUUCAGAGACUAGCAGACCAAAUUGGUUAUGAUCGUACGAAACCUAAUCUAGUUAUCGGUAGUCUGAUUUGUUUGAGGCUGAUAGUAUAAACAGUAAUGAAGUUUAAAUGAUAGAUAUUGAUGCAUUAAGUUGCAUCGAUCUCUUUUAAAUUUUAAUAUUGUUUUCUAUAAAAGUCUGGUCAUUAAUUGUUUGAAGUACAAAACAGAUUUUAUAUUAAUGGCGUGCAAGAAAAGAAGGAAAUUCCACUUUGUCCUUGAUGUGUAUAAAAUAUAUAUAUUAUACUUACAUAUUUUAUACAUAUUAUCUUGUAUUGUAAAAGUGAAAUAUUAUUGUGCCUGACUGUUUUAAUUUCUUUGAACUUACAGUUUGGAGGACGGUUCUACCGUGGGAACUACUGCACGACAUCGUUACUUUUUUCAUCUCUUUUUAAGUCAUUAUGUUGCAUUUUUUGUUGAUAGUAAAAUUUCCAUAGCUACUUAUGAAAAAUACACUUAUGAAAAACAAUAUAUUCGCACGGCAAAUAUUAAUCAAUUUUUAAAUAAAAAAAUUAGUAAUGCUAAUAUUUCAGAUUUUAUUUAAUUUGAACAGAAAUUAAGAAUAAAAGUUAAGAAAUCAAAACUGUAUUCCCUGUAAAAUUAUGUCAUUUUAGUACCUCUAUCGUCACGGCAAAUCAGGUUACGCGAAAUUUAGUAAUUUUUAGAAACAUUAUUACGUGUGUACGCACGCGUGUGAUGGUGGAGGUACUAAAUAAUUAAUUAUCGUGUUACACGUUUAUCUAAUACUAAGUUUCUUCGUAGGAAAUGCAUCAGAGUUCUUGCCAGGCCCUAUAUAUGAUCUUAAUCAAAUUGGACAAGUCGUUGCCGGACCUGGAGCUAAAUAUCUUACAUUACCUGGCAUUCUAGGUGCAGGUCUCCCAAAAAUUACCUCUGAACAACAGGAUACAGUAAAUAGAGCAAAGAAAUACGCGAUGGAACAGAGCAUCAAAAUGGUUCUAAUGAAACAGACGCUCGCGCAUCAACAACAGCAAAUGGCUAGUCAACGGAAUCAGGUGCAGAGACAACAGGCUCUCGCCCUCAUGUGCAGGGUAUAUGUGGGCAGCAUCAGUUUCGAAUUGAAAGAGGACACCAUCAGGCAGGCUUUCUUGCCUUUUGGUCCUAUUAAAUCAAUCAACAUGUCGUGGGAUCCUGUUACCCAGAAGCACAAAGGAUUCGCAUUCGUGGAAUACGAGAUACCUGAAGCAGCACAACUUGCUUUGGAACAGAUGAAUGGUGUCAUGAUUGGUGGACGUAACAUCAAGGUUGUGGGGCGUCCAUCAAACAUGCCCCAAGCUCAAUCUGUAAUAGACGAAAUUACGGAAGAAAGUAAACACUAUAAUCGUAUUUAUAUCGCGUCCAUUCAUCAAGACUUAACCGAGGAUGAUAUUAAAUCUGUAUUCGAAGCAUUUGGCCCUAUUACGUAUUGCAAAUUAGCUCAAGGAAGUUCACCUCACCGACACAAAGGCUAUGGGUUUAUCGAAUACGAAACAAUGCAAGCUGCUUUAGAGGCUAUAGCGUCUAUGAAUUUGUUCGAUUUGGGCGGUCAGUACCUGCGAGUAGGCAGAGCUAUUACUCCACCAAACGCUCUUAUGGGUCCACCAAGUGGAACAAGUAUGAUGCCUACUGCUGCGGCAGUUGCAGCAGCAGCUGCAACUGCAAAGAUUCAAGCAAUGGAUGCGGUAGCUAGCAAUGCAGUUGCUCUUGGCUUAACCAAGCUUGGAGCUGCUGCGCCACCAAUAUUAAAUCAAGCUUUACCCGGCAUAGUAAGACCUACGCUUGCUCCUGCUACAAUUAUGGCACCACCGACUAUAGCAACAGUAGCACCGGUUAUACCUCCACCAGGUAUAGCUAUACCACAAACGUUAACUCGACUACCGGCAAUUAUUCAACCAAUACCUGGACAACCAGUCGUUAUACCACCUCCAGCUGUCGUCACACCUACAAUAGUAGGAACACCAGUUAUACCAGUUACAACUACACCAAACUCCGACAUAAUGAGACGGGCGCAAGAGCAAGCAGCUCACCAAAAACAACAGGAAGAACUGCAAAAAAAAUUACUAGAGGAAACAGAACCACAAACGUUACAACAACAAGAAAAUAUGUCGAUUAAAGGUCAAAGCGCGCGUCAUCUUGUUAUGCAAAAACUUAUGCGAAAAGUCGAGUCCCGUGUUGUUAUUUUGAGAAAUAUGGUAGCUCCGGAAGACGUAGAUGAAAGUUUACAGGAAGAAAUCCAAGAUGAGUGCUCAAAAUUUGGAGUUGUAGAAAGAGUUAUUAUUUAUAAUGAACGCCAGUCAGAAGAUGACGAAGAUGCAGAGGUUAUUGUAAAGAUUUUUGUUGAAUUCUCACAGAUGAGCGAGGCAGAACGUGCAAGAGAUUCUUUGAAUGGCCGCUAUUUCGGUGGGCGAUUGGUAAAAGGAGAAUUAUACGAUCAAGCUCUAUUCGAUAAUAGCGAUUUUUCUGGUUGAUCAAGAAAUAUACAUUUGUCGUGCAUUGAAUUCCGUCAAUUUGACUGUUGACUGAUAUUUCGUACUACAGUACGCCAAGUACAACUUCUUACAAACUUCAACAAUUAUAAGUCUGUCAUUUUAUUAAGAAGCUUCGACCUAGAUUUCAAAUUUUAUAUCAUUAAAACUAUGUUUACAGUUGGUAUUUAAAAUUGGGAAUUAUUUUAUUGAAACCAAUAGACACACAGAGGGAUAGCCUCGUUCAACGCGAGGAUUGAAUUUGUAUCUCUAUAAUUAUCGAAGUUAUGUAAGGAGAGGAUAUUCCAUUUAAAUUUAGUAUUGAUGCUGUUACUUUUGUUUAUAUCAAUGGUGGUAUGCUCGAUAACAUACAAGACACCACACCUAAAUGUAUGUAUAGAAACAUAGGAUAUUAAUAAAUUGUUUUACGUAUAGUCUAUACUUCAUACAAACAA